AUGGGUAAAAAGGCGAGGUACACAGUUGCAAUAUUUUUAUGUAUAUUUACAGUUUUUAGGAAUGUAGAUUGUGAUGCACCCUUAGUCGAUUCCGCAGCAUUACCAUUGGAGCAUAGAUCCGUGUACGGACCUCCUGUGCCAUCUCCUGUUUACGGAACGCCCGGAGGCCCCGGACCUGGAGGCGGUAACAGCAUUAGCGGCGGCGGCGACGAUCCCUGGCCACUUGCCGCAACUGCCGACAAUCCCCAAAUUAAGCAUUUGCAAGUGCAGUGCGAAAAAACGCACAUGCGAGUCAACAUUGAGUUUGAUCGCCCCUUUUACGGCAUGAUUUUCUCCAAAGGAUUCUACAGCGAUUCACAUUGCGUGCAUUUGAAACCGGGCACGGGACACUUGAGUGCAACUUUUGAGAUUUUCUUGAAUAGCUGCGGCAUGAGCAGCUCCGCAAACCACAAUGCAAACGGUUAUGGUUCACCAACGCCCAGCGGAAGUUAUGUCGAGAACACAAUUAUCAUACAGUACGAUCCGUAUGUUCAAGAAGUUUGGGAUCAAGCACGCAAGCUUCGUUGCACUUGGUAUGAUUUUUAUGAGAAAGCUGUCACAUUCCGUCCCUUCCAAGUCGAUAUGUUGCAUGCCGUAACAGCUAAUUUCCUCGGCGACAAUCUCCAAUGUUGGAUGCAAAUUCAAGUCGGCAAAGGACCAUGGGCUUCUGAGGUUUCAGGCAUCGUCAAAAUCGGACAAACGAUGACAAUGGUCUUGGCAAUCAAGGAUGACGAAAAUAAAUUUGACAUGUUGGUUCGUAAUUGUGUCGCUCACGAUGGCAAACGGGCUCCCAUUCAACUCGUCGAUCAACACGGAUGCGUCGUUCGUCCCAAAAUCAUGAGCAAAUUCCAAAAAAUCAAGAAUUUCGGCCCGUCAGCGAGUGUUGUCUCCUUCGCGUAUUUCCAAGCCUUCAAAUUCCCGGAUUCGAUGAAUGUGCACUUCCAAUGCGUCAUUCAAGUGUGUCGUUAUAACUGUCCCGAACCAAAAUGCGGGCAUGGACCUUCUCUUGCCGGCGAAUAUGGAUUACCUCCGCAAAUUGGCGGCAAUUCGUUGGCACAAGAAUAUCCAAGUGGCGAAUAUGGACCUCCCGCAGGCGAAUAUGGACCUCCUGUGUUGCCCGAUUAUGGAGCGCCUCAAGGUUAUCCCGAUCCAAGACAUCCUGCUGAUACUUCGGGUGCUUUUAGCGAAAACCAAGCUGAUGUUGUGCCUCCGCCGCAAGCUCAAACGCAAAAUGGAGGCAAUUCCGGCGAAAAUACGGGCGAAAAUGCAUCUCCUCAACCCCCGAUGAAGAAGAACAAGAACGAAAAACACGAAAAUGACAUCAUCAACAACGACGAUUUGCAUCUCGGACCUCCUCCGCCGCCAGGACAAUCGGGUUACAGCACCGUAAAACGCAAGGAUGAUCAUGUCGUCGAAGGUCCCAAUGGAAAUCUCGUCACGCUCGGAGGCAGACCUCGUUCUGUCGAAGGUUUGGAUGAUUUGCGUGGCAUCCGAAGACGUCGCGAAACCAUGGAUCUCGUUAUUACGCCACGCAUUUACAAGCGCGAAGCACAAGAGAUGACGGACGUCAAUACGAGCCGAACGAUUCAAGUUGUAGCGCCGGGUGACGUCAAUUUCGCCCUCAGCCCGAACCCCAGCAACGAAACUGUGAUCGUUCAAUCGGCACGAACUGUCGAUAGCGAGACUGUGUGUUUGUCGGUGCCUUCCUUCGUUGGCGGAUUAGUUAUGUUGUUGCUUGUGCUAGUCGUGGCAUCACUUAUUGCUGCUUUUCUCUUUGUACGUGUGAGGCAUUUUGAACGAAAAGGCACUGCUACGACCUUUGUUCAAGAAUUCCUGAAACAUAACUAA
Culicoides brevitarsis is the source of this 1887-nucleotide messenger RNA. RefSeq lists its product as uncharacterized. The coding region runs from base 1 to 1887 and encodes 628 amino acids. The transcript is spliced from 3 exons. NCBI's taxonomy places the organism in Eukaryota, Metazoa, Arthropoda, Insecta, Diptera, Ceratopogonidae. The record is from RefSeq and is a predicted model, not a curated record.